Molecule: messenger RNA, 252 nt
Organism: Cylicocyclus nassatus
Lineage: Eukaryota; Metazoa; Nematoda; Chromadorea; Rhabditida; Strongylidae
Source: the annotation of a GenBank genome assembly
AUGAUCUAUUUUGAGGAUGAUGGGACCAACGGUGAGGCGGGAAUAGGAAUUUCGACGCACGAGUCUGAGGACGACUUCUGGCAGGAGUUGAUGGAAAUUUGUGGACGAGUACCCAUGGCAAAUCCACAAGACGCGCAGGCGGACGCGCAACCGGGUGAUACUGCGGACUCGAACAUUAUUUACACUUCUAAAUUUACUAACGUUUGCAUCUGCGCGUCAGUCAAUUCCUUUUACACUUUAACAUCCUUGUGA